Molecule: messenger RNA, 1725 nt
Organism: Fusarium venenatum
Lineage: Eukaryota; Fungi; Ascomycota; Sordariomycetes; Hypocreales; Nectriaceae
Biological process (GO): fatty acid metabolic process
Molecular function (GO): medium-chain fatty acid-CoA ligase activity
Source: RefSeq, a predicted model, not a curated record
AUGGCGACCGAAAUCACGAACGUCCCCUCUGCUCCGGCGCAGAAACAAAAGCUCUCAGUGCUUGAAGGCCCUGUUGACCCCCCGUUAGUUGACUUCACAUUGGGUGAGCUACUUGAGCUUCAAAAUUACCAACAUGGCAACCAAGAGUGUCUGGUCAUCCCAUGGACCGGUGCCCGCUGGACGUACAAUGAGCUGAGCCAGCAGAGCUCUUCUUUGGCUCAGUCUUUGCUGGAUAUGGGAAUCGGAGUUGGUGACCGCGUCGCAAUCAUGGCCGGAAACUGUGAGCAAUACGCAGCCGUGUUCUUUGCCGUGGCCAAGAUCGGCGCCAUCCUCGUCAUUCUCAACAACACCUAUACCCCGACAGAAGCCAUGUACGGUUUGAAGUUUUCUGACAGCAAAAUCUUCUUCACGACACCAAGAAUCGGCCGACUCGACCAGACACAACUGCUACAGCAGCUCGAGAACAAGAAGACAGCUCCCAAGGUUGUGAUGCUUCGGGGGGAUGAAACUGGCAAAUAUGAGACCUAUGACGGUUUGGUUACAGCUGGUCGUCGACGAAACCACCAGCGUUUGUAUCAAGCCAUGACAAAGGUGUUGCCGCAUCAAGUGGUCAACCUUCAAUUCACCAGCGGAACAACUGGACUUCCCAAGGCUGCCAUGCUCACACACCACAACCUGGUCAACAACUCCCGAUUUAUUGGUGAUCGUAUGCGACUUGGACCUGCUGACGUACUGUGCUGUCCUCCACCACUGUUCCACUGCUUCGGUCUGGUGCUUGGUCUUCUUGCUGUUGUCACUCAUGGCGGCAAGAUCGUGUACCCAGCUGAAGUAUUUGAUAUUCAAGCGACACUUCAAGCGAUCUCUGAUGAGCAAUGCACUGCUGUCCAUGGUGUCCCCGCUAUGUUCGAUUCGCUCUUCCAGGCCAAGUGGCCUGAAAACUUCAACUGUGACAACCUGCGCACCGGAAUCAUUGCUGGUGCACCAGUGCCGCGAUAUUUGAUGGAGCUUCUUGUCAACCGCUUCGGGAUGACCGAAUUCACUAGCAGUUAUGGUCUUACUGAGGCGUCACCGACUUGCUUCAACGCAUUCACCGACGAUUCCAUCGACACUCGUCUUACAACUGUCGGUACGCUGAUGCCCCAUGCGAAGGCUAAGAUCGUUGAUCGUGAUGGAAAUAUUGUCCCCAUUGGCGAGCGUGGCGAGCUUUGCAUCGGUGGCUAUCAGCUCCAGGCUGGAUACUGGAACAACUCGGAGAAGACCAAUGAAACUAUGGCAAGGGAUGCCUCGGGCGUUCUUUGGCUCCACACUGGCGAUGAAGCUGUAUUCGACGAGAAUGGCUAUUGCUCGAUUACUGGCCGCUUCAAGGAUAUCAUCAUCAGAGGUGGAGAGAACAUCUACCCACUCGAGAUUGAGGAGCGACUGAUGGACCAUCCGGCUAUCACCCGUGCCAUCGUGGUCGGUCUCAAGAACAAGCACUAUGGUGAGGUCGUCGGUGCCUUUGUUGAGCUGGCAGAUGGUCAUCAGAAGCCCACAUUCGAGGAACUCAAAGACUGGUGUCGUAAGAGACUUGGCGGCCACAAGUCACCAGCACACGUAUUCUGGCUGGGCCAUGACGAUGUGCCAGCGACAGUUCCCCUUACAGGAAGUGGUAAAGUGCGCAAGUUCGAGAUGGCGAAGUUGGGUGACGAACUUUUGCGAAAGCAGGAAAAUGUAUCGAAACUGUAA